AUGUUCUCCCUGUCUGUGAUGGUCGGACUGGUCCCCGUAGUGUCUCUCUUUGGUUUGUUCUACUCGGCUGCAGUGGAUGAGAACUUCCCUCUGGGCUGCACCAGCGCGAACAACGUGUGCUUUUACAGCCUCCUGCUGCCCGUCACCAUCCCUGUCUAUGUCUUCUUCCACCUCUGGAGCUGGAUGGGAAUCAAGCUCUUCAGGCACAAUUAAUAUGAAGCAAAAGAAUAAAAACAUUCACCCUCUUUUCUUUCUGCCUGCUGUGUGUGCCAAUUCAAAGCUCACUUGGCUUGAAUUUGUCCACCUAAAGCCGCCAGCAGCGGUCAACGGGAAAAUGUCACUGGGAACCCAAAAUGGCCGACUUCCUGUUUGUUUGCAAACACAGGUUCUUGAGACUUGAGACAAAAAUGCGAGGAAACGUAGGUAAUAGUUAGGCGUGUGAAAGAGACUGAUACGACCGGAUAUCCACUGUUGACAAGCGUCGGUAGCCGCCUCCUUGGUCGGUCAGAAUGUAUCCAAUCAAUUCUGUUUUGGCUAGCCGUAGCAGGGGCGAGUACCUGGUUUUGAACGACUCUUUCGUGACUCUCACAUCUCUGGAAUAGACAUACUGUAGCUCAGGGGUGACCAACACAGUGCCCGAGGGCACCAGGUAGCCCCCACGACCACAUGAGGCACCUGCAGGCCUGCUUUUCAUUCAGGUUUUCAGUUAAUAAUGUGAGAACACUAGAAAGAAAAGUAUUGUGAAACAUAAGAUGUGAGUUGUGGAUACCAGCAUUUUGAAUGUUUUGGUAAAACAAGCAUAUUUGAUUUGUUUGGGUUGAAAUAAGCUAUGAAAAUCAUUUCUACAAAGAUGAGUAGCUCGUGGCCAUUUUCAUUUUCUAAAAGUAGCUCUCACAAGGAAAAAUGUUGGUGACCCCUGAUGUAGCUGUUCAAUGCAGCCUUUUGGUGCUCUGGCCCUAAUCAUAUUUAUUAUUAUAUCUUUUCUUUAGAUAUAUAAUAUAUCUUUUUAUACCUGACAAUAUUUUAAGCAUAUCUGUUUCAUAUAAUAAUUAUUCAUAUUAUUAUUAGUAUUAUAUAAUGUGUAUUUGCAUACUUGGCUACAUUUUAAGCAGCAAUCUCUUUUGAACACAAUUCUAUAAUUCACCAUAUUUAGAUUAAUGUAAGUAUUAUAUAACUUAUUUUAUGCUUUCUGUUUUAACAAUUAUAUCAUUAUUUAUUAUACUUCAAUAAUUAUAUUAAAUAUUAAUGACUACAUUAUUAACUAGAUUUUAUAUAUAUGUCAACAUUUUUGCAUCUAUUUUAACAUAAUUAUAUAAUUCAUACGACUGAUUUUCUAAUAUAAUCUAUUACUGAUCUUUGUAUACUUGUCAACAUUUUUGUCAUAUCAGUUUCAACAUAGUAAUUAUUGUAAUGUAUUAUUCAUAACAUGACUUAUAUUUUCAUGCUUGUCAACAUCUGUUUUUAACACAUCAAUAAUGAUACAUGAAUAACUAUUAAUAUAGUAUUUCUAUUUUUAAUGCUUGCAAACUUUAUUAUUACAUAAUGUAUAAUUCAUUAUUUUAAGACAUUUGUAAGGAUUAUUUUACGAAUAAUUAUAGUUUCUACAUACCGAAGUGUUUGUUUUAACAUACUACUAGUUAUUCUGUAAUAAUUCUUCAUAUGAAUGAUUUCAUGAUUACUACAGUGUAUAAUUGUGUUAUUGAUCUUUGUGUUGCUGCUCACAUUUUAGGCUUAUGGCUCUGAACAUUUGGAGAAACAGAAGUUUUGUCGCACGCUGUGUGCCAUGACAAUAAAACAUCCAAAUUGAAUAAAAGCACGCUGAAUAUCAUAA
Messenger RNA from Dunckerocampus dactyliophorus (ringed pipefish), 1831 nucleotides. Its product is annotated as phosphatidylinositol N-acetylglucosaminyltransferase subunit Y-like. The transcript has a single exon. The record is from RefSeq and is a predicted model, not a curated record. Bases 1 to 213 code for a protein of 70 amino acids. NCBI's taxonomy places the organism in Eukaryota, Metazoa, Chordata, Actinopteri, Syngnathiformes, Syngnathidae.